UAUGAAAACCCGCGCCAUCUUUCUCUCUCUCACCAAAACAAACCCUCGCUGGGCCACAGAUUGUAUUAUUUCUCGUUUAUUUCUCGUAUUUCCUGGUGCCUGGUGCGUCCCUCCUGCUGGUGACUGAGGGAGGAGGUGUAGGAGGCGCUGCUGGUGAGCAUGGAGGGAGACUCACACAUAAGGAGUCUACUGGCUGCCCCGUCACCCGCUGCCCCGCCCCCACCCCCGGCCAGCGCCACACACUUGUCAAGGGUCUCCCCGGCAUCGCUCAUUGGCUCCAUGUCAUCGUUUCGUCGCCCUGGCACCACCACCCCCUCCUCCUCCCGCCCCGGAUCGCCCCGCGCCCCCGGGUGUCCUCCGGUGCUGGGGGACGCGGGAGACUCAAGAGGGGGGCGCGUCUCCCUCAGUGACCCCCACGCUAAGUUCACCUCAGUGCUGCGGCUCGCUAGUGGCCAGGAGAGCGAACCAGAUGUAGUUACGCUGGACCACUCCUACGCACGGCACAAUUGGCGACCAGAAGCGUCCCAGGCCAGGCCGCGGAAGACACUGUUUAUGUCCAAGGCAGCACGGCAGACACACCACAACCACCACUCCCUUCACUCCCUCGGCCGCUCUGCUCUCAGCGAGGAAUACAUUGACGUAACCAGUGACCCGACCCCGUCCCAGCCAUUGCCCUAUGACCUCACCAAGGCCCAGCAGGUCAUGAGCGAGUGUGAGAGGCAUGUGGUGUUUGCCCGGCUGGACCAGAUCAAGGCAGACAACAGGCAAGAGGAAGGCAGGGCUGGUGAUGACUCCGAGACUGAUUGGGAGGAGAAAAUAUCGAAGCAGGGCUGGACGGAGGCGCAGGGAGGGCUGUUCGGCAAGAUAGUGGAGAUCUUAGACACAGACCACCUGGGCCGCCUCACUCUUAAGGACACUCACAACGAACCAGUGCUGAGGAGAGCCCUUGUUGACAAGACCGCAGCCAAGUUCCGUCAAGCACUAGCAAGGGUGAGCUGGGAUUCGAAGCUAACCCAGUGGCUUCAUUCAGUCCUUCUCCAGCACCUUAGUCUGCCCUAUCUAGCAGCUUACUUGGAUAUUCUGCAGACCCUGAAGUCAAAGAUCCCUACUCUGGUGGACAAAAUGGUGACUCUUAGUAGCACACACCGCGGCGCCAGUGUAGAGGCCCUUAACCUGCUACUCAAGAGGCCCUGGGACCCCGCCGUGCCCUCCCUCAACCACCACAAGCCUAGGAAGCUGGACGGCUCGGUGAUAAUAGUGCAGGUCCCCAGUGGCCCCCCCAGCAGCAUCCCCCAGGCCCCGAGGAGGAUCAGAUUCUUCAACGCUCAGCUCCAGCACAUGGCCAAGACCAUCCCUGUCAUGAUUCCACAGGGCAGGGCAGAGCACAGUGAGCCGCAGGUGGUGCUGGAGCAGGUGGUGAGUGAGGUGCGGAGGAGGCUGGGGGACUACCGCUGCCAGUACCCCAGCAGCCCCCUGGUGCUCAUGGGCUGGGGCAUUGGGGCUGUCAUCGCUUGUCAUGUGUCGUUGGUGGAGUCAGUAACGGCUAACAUCUGCCUGGGGUUCCCUAUGAUCGGGGCGGCGGGGCGGCGGGGCGAGGCUGACGACCCCCUACUGGAAUGCCGAACCCCGACGCUGUUUAUUGUCGGGGAAAAGUCGGCUAAUGUGAGCAUUGACGACAUUGAAGACCUCCGAGUUCACCUGAGGGCGGAGACGGGGCUGGUGGUGGUGGGAGGCGCAGACACACACCUCCGCUUGUCAUGCCAGAAGAGACACAUUGAGGGGGUCACCCAGAGCAUGGUGGACAGGUGCAUUGUGGAUGAAAUAGGCGACUUUCUGGGCAACCUCUUGAGUGAAGGCAACAACAGCAACAACAACAACAACAACAACAACAACAACAACGCAAACCAACAUCACUAUAUUAACUCCCUCUCCUCCUCCUCCUCCUCCUCCUCCUCUUCCUCCUCCCUCACCACGGCCUUCACCAACCCCCUCCCCCCCCGGCGCCCGCCGAGACCCCAGCAGGAAGAGGAAGCUGUCCAUGGGGGGGGUGGAUGCGGGCCACCUCCUCCUUCCCCUACUAAAAUAUCGAGACCUAGUACCCCGAUCAGCAUGGCCACCCCCUCCCUGAAGAUUCCUGUGGGGGUGUCAGCCCUCACCUCCCCGGGGGUCUUGUUUGGGGGGGCAGGGGAGACUGGGCCCCCUUCACACUCCUCUCCAGACACCCCCACCACCUCCCCUAAUGCUAGAGGCCAGAAACAGAAAUAUUCAGGGAAAAUGGAAGGAAGAAGAUACUCUAAAAUGAAACUAGCUCCUCCCUCCUCCUCCUCCUCCUCUUCCUCCUCCUCCUCCCUGGCUCCUCCUCUUCUCGCCUCGCUGGAGCAGUCGGAGGAAGCAAGGGACAAAGGUGGUUCCAGCAACACCACCACCACCACCACCACAGCCACCACCACCACCACCACCACAGCCACAGCCUACCACACCCUCACCACAAUACCACUGGGGUCCAUCGCUCCUCUCUCGCGCCACACCUACCACUGUAACCUGCUGCUCCACGCCACCACCACCACCACCACCACCACCACCACCACCACAUCAGCAGAAGCAGAUGCCCCGGACACCCCGAAAGGGUCGCCCCGCAAGGACCCCAGCCCCCGGGGAAGCCCCAUUCUGCGGCAGAGACUCAGUGACACCGCCUCGGGUCGUUUAGCUUCGGGGUUCGUCCUGGGUAACCUCUCGGGUAAGGUCUUGAAGGAGGUGGCCCCGAAGUUUUCCUGCCCCGCCCCGGCCAGCCCCGCCAUCACCACCACCACCACUUCUUCUGGGGCUUCUGCUGCUAUGAGCCCCGCCCCGACGUCCGCCCCAGAUGUGCCCAGUAGGAAGAUCGUGAGCAGCACCAUUGUGACGCCCCUCGGAUGGAACAAGCGGGGCCGUCCUUCCUCCACCAAGCCCCACCUGCAGUCCCUCAGCCCCGCCAGCCCCGCCCCGCCCCAGACUCAACCUGCUGGAGCUUCCGAUGGGGCUGAUAUGAAAGGCUCAAAUUCCGGGGCAGCCACCACCACCACCACCACCUGCGGGGCAACCUCAGUGACCCGGGGCGGUGUUCGGGUCUAUUCUGGGUCGACCAAGCCAAGCCCCGCCUCCUUCUUGCUGACCAAUGUGACCUCUGCGUCGUCUGUACGUGUGUCCGGCCCCUCCCUGGUCAUCACCAACACCGGGGCAAACACUGACCCCGCCCCGCUUAGCUUCAGCGGGGCAGGACGGGGCAGUCGAGUGAUUUUGACCUCCAGCCCUCGUGUUCGCCCCAUAGCCCAGCGGGGUGUGUCCUCUACCCGCACCUUGGCUUUGCCCCGCCCCGCCCCGGCUGUUAUGCUGGUCACGUCAUCCUCCCCAGCCCCAACCAGUGCCCCGAGUGUGACUUCGACGCCACCUGUUGAAAUGGCCGCUCCAGUUUCUGCCCCGUCACCCAGCCCCGCCCCGGCCCCUGCUACCUCCACCCCGAUACCUACUGGGGAGUUAGCAUUGUUAGUAGCAGCUUCGGAAAUGAGUGAGAGAGUGCGGGGCUCCUCCUCCCCCGCCCCGAAAAAUUCUACCCCAGUCUUGGUGUCGAAGUUCACUGUCGGGGCCGGGGCGGGGCAGCCGGGGCAAGCGGGGCAGGUUAGUACUACCACUACUACUCCUACUACUACUACUUCGACUACUACUAUUAGGGUCACAGCUUCUGCCUCUCUCGCCAAAUCUACUACUACUACUACUACUACCACCACCACCACCACCACCACCACCACCACCACCACCACCACUACUACUACUACUACUACUACUAGAACCACCACCACCACCCCAACAACAACUACUACUACUACUACCCCAACUACCACCACCACACUCACCGCAGUCCGCAGCGCUGGGUGGGGUCUGAGGUGUUCCCGGCAGCCCCGCCCCGCCCCGCCCCGCCAAGCUCCCCUCUGUACCAGGAUACUAUUAUUUCAUCAUCCAGAAGGUCAUGUGUCUGGUUCAUCUCGUACAGCACACCCCUAGCUAGCGGCAGGAAGGCGGGGCACGACUUCACCAGGCUCUGCGGGGCGGGGCGGGGCAGAUUAGAUUAGGUGUUGGUUUAAGAUUUCAUUUUUUUGUAUAUAUAUUUUUGAUUUCUUGUGUUUAAAAUGUUCUUAAAAUAG
Portunus trituberculatus (swimming crab) is the source of this 4178-nucleotide messenger RNA. It is a transcript of the gene Rcd1, whose product is annotated as KAT8 regulatory NSL complex subunit 3-like. The record is from RefSeq and is a predicted model, not a curated record. Lineage: Eukaryota; Metazoa; Arthropoda; Malacostraca; Decapoda; Portunidae. Gene Ontology annotation, biological process: positive regulation of transcription by RNA polymerase II. Gene Ontology annotation, cellular component: NSL complex.